UGAUAGGGUUGUGAGAGUGUCCAUUGCCAUGGCGUCCCCUCUCCGCAGCCAUAUCAUGUCGGGCCGGGUGCGCUCCAACCCUCCAUCCGGUAUCGUCCAGUUCUGCUGGUAGGGGAGACCUCGGGCGUUGUGCCCCUGGCUCAGGGCGCCCCCAGCUUGUCGCUCACUCUUGGCGCCCCUGGGGCCCACUGGGCCUCGCGAGGGGUGCCCUGUAGAGGUCGGGGGGGGCUCCGUGGGAAUCCUGGGGACACCUUGGGCCUCAGGUGCACUUCUGGCAACACCCGACAGCAUGAUCACACGGAGAUGUGUGCUACUCAUGGUCGCACAGAUGGUGUUGUUGUCUUUCUCGUCGGUUGACAGCAUGCAAGUGGGAGGCACGCUUUUCAAGAAGAGCCGCCGAUCAUGGGCGCAGCUUCGCCCGCAUUUGAUGAGUCAGUUCUUCACACCGUACGAGCAGUGCCUGUUCGCGAAACUCCAGGCGCGCAAUGAUUCAGCGAUUGCGUGCGAUACCAUUGCCGACAACAAGCGAGUUCAUUUGUUGCUUGACAAUAAGUGUUUGGGCGACGGCAAUGAUCCCAAGGCGACUCCAGAUUGUAAUGGGUUUAAUAAUGUCGAUGAGCAGGUCCUCCGUUGGGAUGCCACACAGGGUGGGCCAGACUCUAAACCUUCGACGUUUCUUGACGUCGUACAGCGCCUCCCAUCCGGCACAAACACCAUCAACGGGGACUGGUGGAUUCUUUUCAUCGGGGAUUCUACCAUGAAGCACGUCUACAAGGAAGCAGUAUGCAGUCUCUUGCGCCAUCUCCCAGAAGACUCGUUGGAUGAUUUGACAUACUACGAGGGUGCAAACGGACCUUCGUUGGAAGUUAAUCAAAUCGGAACAGCAGCCGGAGCUAACAACAAUGCAGUGAAUGAAAAGAAGAGAGGAUUCUGGGCAACCCGCGUUCCAGCGUUUGGCAGAGAUGUUCUCAUCCUGUUCAGGCGGCACGAGGGUGUUGAAAAAGAUCGGGAUUCAGUGUCCAUACCCAGGGAAAAGUCCACAAUCCACGCAGACGAAGCGGAGCUUGGAACACUCAGGAUUGAGGCCGAUGAGGGGGAGGAGUCCACAUACAUAUUGUCCGCAGCGGAAGGCCGAUCAAUGUUUGAGACGAUUUGGAGACUACGGGGAGGCAUUCUUACUGUAGCCAGCCAGGCGUUCCAUGUAAGACCCGUUGAAAGAUAUGAGGGGAGUCUGUAUCCCUUCUUUGAUAUGUUGCAAUUCUCUGGCCAGCGAGCCAAGGCAAGGACAUUGUUCUUGGAACCCCAGGCGACGCAUUUCCCACACACGGGCGGCUUAUAUGAUGAUCUGGACCCAUCAAAGCGCAAUUUUUCGGUUGGCUCUAAUGGUUGCCGCCUUGAUGUUUCGGCCGACGCUGGCCCAGGCAAUUAUUACGGGAGCAUCGUGAACAAAGUGCUCGCAAGACACCAGUUUCCAAAUGUUACGUUGUUGCCGUUUUGGGAAGAAACAAGCACAAGGGGUGCUGUCCACCGCGGUAAAAACGAAUUUAGCUUGGAUUGCCUCCACAAUUGUCCUAACGCUUUGCUUCAUGAACCAAUUUGGGAGGGUAUGCUAAAGUCAAUCUCGCACCAAGAAUUUGACUAGCCUUUCAUGCCUCGGGACGGAGGGAGAGGCGGACCACAGUGGCAAGACCCUUGUGUGCAAAGCCGGUCUUUCCUAGCUGUCCAUGCCGGGGGGGGUCCCUGAAUAUCAUGCGCUGGCCUAUCUGAUCUAUCAGUUCUGUUUUCGCCGCAUUCGGCAGUGUGCGUGUAGAGGAGCGAGAUCCGAUAGGAUCUUGAUGCAUGACUUUUGGAUCGGGUGCGAGUCACCACGCCAAUUUGUGCGUUUCUGCGCAUUCGGCGCCCACUGGCGGCGGCCUGAUAUCUCGCUGGGGAAAGCUGGCAUAGACUAGAGACUUUUGUCGUACAUGUUGUUUCCGAGGGUAAAAUCGGGGGCGGCGGUACUCCUAUCGGUGCCCCGCAUAAAACAGAUGCCUCGAAGACGCCUCCGAGAGCCCAGACGACGUGCACACGCUGUGCUGUGGUGUGGCCCUGGCCUGCGCUUCGGAGUGCCCUCUCGAUCGGGGGGGCUGCUGGAGUCCUGCAG
Prorocentrum cordatum is the source of this 2143-nucleotide messenger RNA. Lineage: Eukaryota; Dinophyceae; Prorocentrales; Prorocentraceae. The record is from the annotation of a GenBank genome assembly.